This is a messenger RNA of Anopheles marshallii, 1176 nucleotides long. Its product is annotated as chitinase-3-like protein 1. Bases 1 to 1176 code for a protein of 391 amino acids. The record is from RefSeq and is a predicted model, not a curated record. The transcript is spliced from 2 exons. Gene Ontology annotation, biological process: carbohydrate metabolic process; chitin catabolic process. Lineage: Eukaryota; Metazoa; Arthropoda; Insecta; Diptera; Culicidae. Gene Ontology annotation, molecular function: chitinase activity; chitin binding. Gene Ontology annotation, cellular component: extracellular region.
AUGAUUCGCGCUGCCCUUUUGUGUUUUAUCGUGUUGGCUGUGUUUUGCAACGUAGAAGCAGGAAAACCGAUUGUUUGCUACUACGCCACAUGGGCCACAUACCGCCCAGCAAGGGGGCAGUUCAAUGUGGAACACAUCGAUCCUUUCCUUUGCACCCAUCUUAUGUACGCGUUCUUCGGUGUCGACGCUACCGGUGCGGUAAGGGUGCUGGAUCCCUGGCUCGAUCUGGAGGAUGACGGUGGCCGUGGAAACAUUCGGCGCUUCAACGCACUGCGGCAGCAGAACCCGCAACUCAAAACACUAGCCGCCAUCGGUGGUGCAUCGGUCGAUCCUGCGCUGUUUUCGCACAUUGCCGCCAGUGCCGCAUUGCGCACCGCAUUCGCUCGUAAUGCACGCGAUUUUUGUCUCGCCCACGGAUUCGACGGUGUGGAUGUGGGUUGGGAGUUCCCGGCCAUGCACGACGGUGACACCACUAACGAUAAGCAGAAUUUUGUGCUUAUGUUAUCGGAAUUGGCCGGUGAGCUGCGGUCCCACGGGUUGCUGGUAACGGCGGCACUCGGUGCAAGUGAAACAAUCGCGUCCAUUUCGUACGAUAUUGCCGGCAUUGUGCCGCAUUUGGAUUUUAUCAACCUGAUGGCUUACGAUUACAGCGGUGCGUGGAACGAAUUUACCGGCCACAAUGCACCACUGUUCGCUGGACCAUCGGAUCAGAACGAUUUUCAACGGAUGCUCAACGUGGAUCAUAGCGUCAGCUAUUGGCUGGGCCAGGGUGCGCCACCGUCAAAGCUAGUGCUGGGAGUUCCCGCAUAUGGACGCUCCUUCACGCUAUCGGACCCCGGUUCCAAUGGGCUGCGGGCACCAGCGGAUGGGGCCGGAUUGCCGGGACCGUACACAGAGCAGCCCGGUUUCAUGGCAUACCACGAGGCUUGUGUUCACUUUCUGUCCGGAUCCAGCUGGCAGCGUGUGUGGGAAGAAACCCAACGCAUCCCGUACGGGUUUCUGGACCGCCAGUGGAUUGGAUACGACGACCGGGCAAGCAUAGUGGAGAAGUGCAACUACGUCAACAGUCGCAACCUUGCCGGCAUGAUGAUGUGGUCAAUCGAUAUGGAUGAUUUUCGUGGAUACUGUGGAACAAACUUUAAUUUACUGCGAGCUAUCAACGAAUGCUUGGCGUGA